Molecule: messenger RNA, 2088 nt
Organism: Budorcas taxicolor (takin)
Lineage: Eukaryota; Metazoa; Chordata; Mammalia; Artiodactyla; Bovidae
Exons: 3
Coding region: 673-1359 (228 amino acids)
Biological process (GO): DNA integration
Molecular function (GO): nucleic acid binding
Source: RefSeq, a predicted model, not a curated record
GUCUCUCCUGGGCAGAAGAAGCAAAGUGGGAGGGAGAGGGCAAGGGCUGGUCCCCACCGGGGUCUCUGAUGUUCUUGCGCCACUUGGAGAGCCCUGCCCCUCGGAGGCCAAAGCUACCGGUGCCCGCACCAGAUCCCAGGGAGUUAGACUGGAGCUCCAGGACCACCAGAGACAGUGAGUUAGGCAAGACAGAUCUCUUCUUCUCUGAGAGGUCAGGGCAAGAUGGUUAAGGCAGGCCUGGGCCUGCCCGGGCAUGUCGGGACAUGACCCGGCAGAGGACUGCAGACACACCUCGGAGACGGACCGGCAACCAAGCGGACCAACCAGGAGCCGACACGGAGCCCUUGGACGCCAAUCACCGCUGAGCCCGCACUUUCUUCCUUAUAUGGGAACCCGGCCCCGGCUAUAAAACCCUUCCCCCACCCCUCAUACCUCGCAGACUCCCUUUGUCUCCUUGCUCACUCGCCCCCGGGAGUUCUGCCCUAGAGCGACCGCCCAAUAAAGGCCCUCAUCAACGGUCCAUAGAGGUGACGCUUUCUUCCCGCGGCGGUUCUUACAUUUGGCGCCCAACGUGGGGCUCGAGGUGAGGGCCCCCGGCACUUGCCGUUGAGGCCCCUUCGAGCUCCACCGCCGCGGUAGCCCCGGACUCAGGUGGCUGACCAACCCCCCGGGAUGGCAGGGUACGGGAUCUCUCAGCAGGUGGCUGCGGCCCUGGGUAUCGACUGGCAUCUCCACAUCCCCUAUCGGCCCCAAUCAUCAGGCAAGGUAGAGCGGGUGAACGGCAUCAUCAAGACGCAUCUGACCAAGCUUGCCUCAGAACUACGGCUGUGUUGGGUCGACCUCCUUCCUCUGGCGCUCACUUGCAUUCGCACCACACCCCACUCCAAAACAGGUUUGACCCCUUUUGAACUGCUCUACGGCAGGCCCUAUCUCCUGACUCACCUCCCCGCAGGAGAGGCUCCCCCACUCGCGGGGUACCUCCCCCUCUUCUCCCUCCUACGAUCCUUGCUGAGGGGACACGCAGACCGGGUCCUGCCACAACCAACAGACGACGAGAGGCCCACCCAGCCUCUGGCCCCAGGAGAUCAGGUACUGCUCAAAACCCUGAGUCCCCGCCCACUACAGCCUCGCUGGACGGGACCCCAUACUGUAAUCCUCACCACCCCUACAGCAGCCAAACUCCUGGGACACGAGCCCUGGUACCACCUGACCCGACUCAAACGAGCUCCCCCGGGUCUCCCAGAAACAGGGGCGGCCCCGGCCCCGGCCCUUUCUCCCGACCACUUCUACCGCUCCACUCUCACGGGGCCGACCAAACUGACCAUCACCCGAACCCCUCUGCCGUCGAUUCCUGAAUAGCCCAGAGACCUUUCACUCCAACCUCAGAACGAUGCGGGGCUCUCUACUCUGGGUUACUCUGGGGGUACUGGGAGUCCUGGAAAAAAGGGGGCACACCAACCAAAACCCCCACCAGCCCUUUCAGGUCACCUGGGUCUUAAAAAAUGGAGAGACCUACGAAGAGCUAAACCGGACCACAGCCACCCAACCGAAAGAUAUGUGGUGGCCUGACCUAUACUUUCACCUUCAACAGCUAACCGAGACCUCAUGGGCCCGGGCAUAUCUCAGAAAGGUCGGGUUUUAUGCCUGUCCGGGACAUCAGCGGGAAAACAUAAAGACCUGUGGGGGAAUGGUGAGCCGCUACUGUAAAUCCUGGGACUGUGUCACUUCCAACGAUGGGUACUGGAAAUGGUCGGUGACCAAGCCAGACCUGAUCAAUAUGUCCUUCGUAAAUCCCAUCACCCAGGACAUGUGGAACCACAGAUUCACAAAGUACUGCCCCGACUGUGACUUAGUCAGACUAUCAUUCACACAGCAAGGACGGACUGAAAACAGAUGGAUCUCCGGGCUAGCCUGGGGAAUACAGGUCUAUGAUGGCUGGGGGGCCCCAAGCGCAAUACUAUAUGUCCAGCAAGUCCUGCAACCCGCUCAGACCCAUGCUGUGGGGCCCAACCAGGUUAUUGCACCCCCGCGCCCCUCACCACAGGGGACAAACGCCACAAAUGUGACCUCGUCCACCCUCACCGCCCC